AUGAACGUGAACGUCUGGAACAUCAAGGAGAUGUUCAGCACGCCCACGGCCCCGGGGCCCAAUAAGUUUUCCAUUCGGGGCAGCGCGCCUAGCGAUUACUCGAGUUUGAGCGAUUCCCAGCUGCUCUUCGGUUCCCAGUUCUGCCCGGAGAACACGCAGUCGGUGGCGGCGCCGCUGGAGCUGGGCACCCAGUCAGGCCAGCAAAACUCCCAGGACAGUGAGCCCAGUAUUUUUACCAAGUACCAGACAAAACCACAGCUAUUUGAUGAAGAUGUGAAAGAGAAAGGUUUACUUCAUUUUGGUGCAGGAAAAGUGAAGAGUGUCCUGGAAAAUUUUGAAGCGAAUAAGAACAAAAUAAAGGACAAAUACGAUCGUGAGGUUUUAAGCACCGUUAUUUCCAGUAUCAAAGACAGGCUUCAAGGGUUGCAAGCAUGCUUGGACAAGUUUGAAGAAACAUUUGAUUCAAGAAACAAAUCCGUUUUGGAUCACCUAGAAACCAUUUCCAAGACAUUGCAAGACGCUCUUCAAACUCACUGUGGCUCACUGCUGAAAGCUGUGACAGAUAAAAGCCAAAUGGAGCAGACACUGCUGGAGAUGGAGAAGAGACUUGCAGCUAAAGAUGUGGAGAUCUCAGAAGUGAAAUCCAGUGUCCAGCUGCUGAAGGAGGGUCUGGAGUCACUGCCAGCUCAGCUGAGUGAUCAGCACCUGAAGCUGUGUGAACAGUUAGGCUUCCUGAAGCUCCCCAGCACCUUAGCGGAGCUGCACACAUUCAUUUCCACUGCCAAACUCCCCACUCACAUGACAGAUAACUCUUCUCAGACCUCCCCUGGCUUACAGCAGGACUGUGCUCUUGAUAAGGAGAAUGCACGCUGGCCAUGCUGCCAAGACAGGAGGGCUUGCAGCUCCUCGCUUCAGUCUCGGGCUCCCUGCGUGGCAGCGCCGGGUCUGAGCGGAGGCUCCCACACAAGCCGUCAGCUCGUGGGGGACGGCACUUCUAGUGGUAGCUUAAACACUUCUUCAGGAAAGAAAGUCAGCCCCAUUGCUACAGAGAGGAAAUCUGCUUUAGAAACACAGAGCUCUGCUAACAGUCCCUGUAUGUGCUGUGCUAGCAAUCACGGUUUUGGAAGUAGCUGGAAGAAGCACUGUCCUGUUCCUCAAGAGGUACCUCUACCGACACCACUGCGGAAGGCGGUCAGGAGAGGCAUGAAAGGGUUUAAAACUGUGACAGAGUCACAGCAGAGACAGCCUCAAGUUUGCAAUUUUCCUGUACAAAAUGACAUGUCUGGGCAAAAAGGCAAGAACCCGUCCACAGACCAUGCGAUGGAGAACACCGCUGCAGGAAGCAAAGCAAGGCAGAAGUCGGGAAGGAUCCCCCGGAAUAAGGCAGCAGCACGGAAGAAAACAUACCCCGCUAGGAGGAAAGGAGAGUUUUCUAGAUGUUCUGACAGCGGGCUGAAGCAAAGGAUGGCAAACAGGAUUUUGGAGCUAGAAGGCUCCAGAAAAAAUUGGUUUCCAAGAUAUACAGUUACUCUUAAUUCAGGAAGCUCCAACCCAGUUUCUGCAGCUCCCAAUCAACGAAUGCUAAGCAGUGUUCAGCAGAGGCUCACAAAGAAUUUCCUACAAGGGCCACGCUCCAGUGAGGGCAUGCAGCAACUUGCAGACAAAAGAAAGAGAAAUCCAGAAAAUAAAAAUGGAGCAAAUGUUUCCAAUAUGAGAAGGAAUCUCUGGGAUUCCUCUCCCCAGGAAAAUGUAUUUUCCCUGUAUAGCACAGCAGGUGAAAAACAGAUGAGCUGCUUUGGUCCCCCGAGCUCUGCAAGCUCCUAUAAACCAUGUCCUGCCAAUACACUGGAUCAGCAGAAUAUGGCAUGUUGCUCUCUAGUUUUUGAUAGUGAUUAUUCUGAUUGA
Messenger RNA from Rhea pennata, 1905 nucleotides. It is a transcript of the gene IHO1, whose product is annotated as interactor of HORMAD1 1. The transcript is spliced from 8 exons. Gene Ontology annotation, cellular component: condensed nuclear chromosome. The coding region runs from base 1 to 1905 and encodes 634 amino acids. Gene Ontology annotation, biological process: homologous chromosome pairing at meiosis; meiotic DNA double-strand break formation; DNA recombination. NCBI's taxonomy places the organism in Eukaryota, Metazoa, Chordata, Aves, Rheiformes, Rheidae. The record is from RefSeq and is a predicted model, not a curated record.